UAAGAAAUCAAGAUGGCGGAUUUGGUGAUUGUUGUCGUCUGUGCGAACUGCAAAAGUAAACAAAGAUUUAUGAAACGAUGCACGGCCUGCAAGCAAGAAUUUUAUUGUUCCAAGGAGUGUCAAUUGCUUCACUGGCCAAACCAUAAACCAAGUUGCCUGGAGUUUAGAGUAAAUGGAAGGAAAGUUUGUACAUCAUCAACUGAGUUACAAACUCCUUCAUUACCUUCAAGUCUACUUUCUUUGGAAAACAGUAGCAUGGCUGGAAUAGCCAAUGUGGGAGAUGCCAUACAAGAAUAUUCUAAUGGCUUGUCUUUCAAUGACACUAUUGAAAACAAAGCAGAUGACAAAAAUAUCAGGGAAAGAAAUCAUGGUUCUAUGAAAGAAAGCAGUAAUAAGGAUGUAGACUUUUCUGCAAACGGCACCAAAGAACACACCAUCAAAAUUUAUAUCAAACACAAUAAAGUCAAGAGUGAACUUAUGGUGUCGCUAAAUGACAAUGGUAGUUCAGUUUUACAGAUUAUUUCAGAUCACUUGAGCAUCCUUGUUUCCAAACUUAAACUUAUUAAUAAAGGUAAAAUUGCAACAUGUGACAAUAUAAAGGACAUGCUCUUUAAUAAGUCUGUAUUUCUAGCAUUUGGAGAAAUAGCUGAGAGUGAAGAUGACUUAGAACAAUCAGACAUUGACUUAAUUGUGAAGCAGCUCAAUGUGGAUAGAAAUCUUGCUAUAAAAUGUCUACGGAAGACUGGGAAUGUAGUGGAUGCUAUCAUUGAGAUUGGAAAUAUCUGAAUGAUAGAUUUGGUAAAAUGAUCUAGAGAGGGCUGACUUUAAGGGCACGUAAGUGAUAGAAGUUAUCUUUUGAGUGGGAAGAUGUGAUUUUUAACACCAUUGAUUCAUUUUGAAUUAAAAUAACUUGACUCCCUUACCUGGGGAAUAUUUUUACAGUGUGGUGCAUUCUUGGUGUUGAAGCUAUUGUGAGAAAUAUCUAUUACCCCCAAAGCCUAAAGAAAAUAAUAAAAACUGCUUUGUUAAAAAGAAA
Pocillopora damicornis (cauliflower coral) is the source of this 1036-nucleotide messenger RNA. RefSeq lists its product as uncharacterized. The record is from RefSeq and is a predicted model, not a curated record. Lineage: Eukaryota; Metazoa; Cnidaria; Anthozoa; Scleractinia; Pocilloporidae.